AUGAAGAGCGAGCUGAGCAGGAAUUCCUCAGGAGUGACCGAGUUCAUUCUGCUGGGCUUCAGAACAGCUCCAGACAUACAGAUCCUCUUAUUCCUAUUCUUCUUGCUGGUCUACGUGGUCACUGUGGUGGGAAAUGUCAGCAUGAUAAUUGUCAUCAGGAUGGACUCGAGGCUUCACACGCCCAUGUAUUUCUUCCUUAGACACUUGUCCUCUGUAGAUCUCUGCUACUCCACAGUCAUUGCUCCCAAAACUUUAGCCAACUUCCUGUCUCAUGAAAAGAAGAUUUCCUACAAUGGCUGUGCAGCCCAGUUUUUCUUCUUCGCUCUGUUUGUCACAACUGAAAGCAUUCUUUUGGCUGUCAUGGCCUUCGAUCGAUUCUCGGCCAUUUGCUCCCCUCUCCUUUACCCUGUGCACAUGUCCCAGAAAGUGUGCGCUCAGCUGGUGACUGGCUCCUACAUCUGUGGAGGCCUCAACUCCAUGGUCCACACAGGAUUCACCUUCAGCUUGCGUUUCUGUGGAGAAAACCGCCUGGACCACUUCUUCUGUGACGUCCCAGCCCUGAUCAAGAUCUCAUGUGUAGACACGUCUGUGAAUGAGAUGGUGCUGCUCAUCCUCUCCGCCCUCAUCAUUGUCACCACCACGACUGUCAUCCUGGUUUCCUAUGCUUACAUACUCUCCACUGUCCUGAAGAUCCCCUCCACCCACGGCAGGGGUAAGACCUUCUCCACCUGUGGCUCCCACAUGGCCACGGUGACUUUGUUCUAUGGGACCGUGUUCUUCAUGUACGCCCAGCCCGGGGCCAUCUCCUCCCCAGGGCAAAACAAGGUCGUGGCUGUACUCUACACACUCAUCAUCCCAAUGCUAAACCCUCUGAUAUACAGUCUGAGAAACAGAGACGUGAAAGAUGCUGUGAGAAGAGUGCUGCACAGGAAGUGA
Nyctereutes procyonoides (raccoon dog) is the source of this 936-nucleotide messenger RNA. Its product is annotated as olfactory receptor 12-like. Bases 1 to 936 code for a protein of 311 amino acids. The transcript has a single exon. Gene Ontology annotation, cellular component: membrane. Gene Ontology annotation, biological process: sensory perception of smell; G protein-coupled receptor signaling pathway. Lineage: Eukaryota; Metazoa; Chordata; Mammalia; Carnivora; Canidae. Gene Ontology annotation, molecular function: G protein-coupled receptor activity; olfactory receptor activity; odorant binding. The record is from RefSeq and is a predicted model, not a curated record.